This is a messenger RNA of Ctenocephalides felis (cat flea), 745 nucleotides long. RefSeq names its product arylsulfatase B-like. Bases 224 to 745 code for a protein of 173 amino acids. The record is from RefSeq and is a predicted model, not a curated record. The transcript has 5 exons. Lineage: Eukaryota; Metazoa; Arthropoda; Insecta; Siphonaptera; Pulicidae.
GGUCCAUGCACGGCGUGACUUGUCAAAUGACAAAUAAUUAUGUUUGGUGCUUCUUCUGAAUGAAAAACAAUCGAAUAUUGUUAUAAUAUAACGUGCAUUUCAAGUGAACGUUUGUGAUAAAUUCUAUAGUUAUGUACUUAGUGUAGUUGACAGUGAAUUUGUGUGUUCAUAUUCGUAUAUAAAGUGCUCAGAUAAAAGCAGAUCUAGUCAAUAAACUAUAAAAAUGGUUGCGCUACUACUCAGCACAUUAGCUUUAAUACUAUCAGUAACUUCGCAGUUUGUGGACAGACCUCAUAUUGUUUACAUCAUGGCCGAUGACUUGGGAUGGAAUGAUGUGAGCUUUCACGGCUCAAACCAAAUAUUAACGCCAAACAUUGACGCUCUAGCCUACAAUGGAAUGAUUCUUAAUCAGCAUUAUGUGCAGCCAACGUGCACUCCUUCAAGGGCUGCAUUGAUGACAGGAAAAUAUCCCAUAUAUACAGGAUUACAAGGUUACCCACUGUCGAUAGGCGAUACCAGGACGCUGCCUGCAGGUAAAAUAUUACCUGGCCAUUUGAAAGAUUUAGGAUAUGUGACCAGGCUGGUUGGAAAAUGGCAUUUAGGAUAUUCUUCCCUUAAUGCCACACCAACUCACAGAGGAUUUGACUCGCACUUGGGGCAUUGGACUGGGUUUACUAGUUAUUAUGACUACAUCCAUGAAGGAUUAAUGAAAAUUAAAGCAAGUCGCAACUCGGAUUAUAAAUAA